GUGUUCUUGAAUUGUCUUACAAGUCGAUUCAUCAUGCGUAUUGAACUCCUGCUCGUUGUCACUUUUCUCACAACAUGCGCGACAGCGCAAAUACCGGCGACUGCGACGCUGCUGCUGCCGCCACCAUACACUUCGUUAGAGACAUCGACGAUACCACGGCUGCCAUCGACGCUGCCGCCGCAGUUUCCACUGCCGGAGCCGUACACGACUUCCUCUACAAGUUCAGUACGCAUACAGACACUGACAACACCGAACACAACUCCUACAACUCGCUCGGGUUCCCUAUCCAGCAGUACAUCAUCAAUUGCUAGGGCCACAUAUUCACCCUCAUGGACAUCACAACCAGAUGGCUCUGGAGGGUCAAGUGGUUUUUCAUCAAGUGCUAAAAUUGGUCUGGCUGCAGGUAUUCCCUGUGGCAUCAUUCUCAUUGCCGCUGUUGGUCUCGGUGCAUAUUUCUUUGGCAAGCAUAGGGCGAGAGCGCAACCCCUCCCUACGUAUGCGACCGGAACGGAGGAUUUUGGCCCUGUAUAUGAGAGAACGGCGAACGACGGCACGGAAGUGAGAAGGCAUACGCUAGACGCUGGCAAGCCGCCUGGAGUUGCCUGA
Cucurbitaria berberidis CBS 394.84 is the source of this 606-nucleotide messenger RNA. RefSeq lists its product as uncharacterized. The record is from RefSeq and is a predicted model, not a curated record. The coding region runs from base 34 to 606 and encodes 190 amino acids. The transcript has a single exon. Lineage: Eukaryota; Fungi; Ascomycota; Dothideomycetes; Pleosporales; Cucurbitariaceae.